Molecule: messenger RNA, 2057 nt
Organism: Cheilinus undulatus (humphead wrasse)
Lineage: Eukaryota; Metazoa; Chordata; Actinopteri; Labriformes; Labridae
Product: transcription factor AP-1-like
Exons: 1
Coding region: 343-1314 (323 amino acids)
Biological process (GO): regulation of cell cycle; regulation of cell population proliferation; regulation of transcription by RNA polymerase II
Cellular component (GO): transcription regulator complex
Molecular function (GO): DNA-binding transcription factor activity, RNA polymerase II-specific; RNA polymerase II cis-regulatory region sequence-specific DNA binding; transcription factor binding
Source: RefSeq, a predicted model, not a curated record
UAGAGGUGGAUAAAGUUCGUCUCCACGUUGGAAGUGAUAGAAAGUAUUAUCCCGUUUCAGGCUGUGUUUGUAGUUUUUUAAGGAGGAGAGGAAAUCAAAGAGGAUACUCCAGGAGUGGGAACAGAGAGUUUCAGCGGUGGAGAGGACUGUGGUGUUUGUUUAUUCUCGCGCGGUGUUCAAGAAGAGAAAAGUUUUCUCAGGACGCGAAGUUGUCAAGUGAGUUGAACUUCAACAAUAGGCGGACUCGAUCACAAGACAGGACAGAGAUAAAGAGUCACAGGACGAAUGUUAACCGCCGAUUUGGACACUUUUAAUUUCCUGAGAUAAGGUGAUACAAACUUUAUGUCCAAGAAAAUGGAGGCGACUUUCUACGAAGAAGCUGUGAACGCCUCAAACUCCCAGCAUGAAGGGACAGCGGCGGUGUACGGCUUCAACCCCAAAACCCUCAAACAGACCAUGACUCUGAACCUUAACGACCCAAAAAACUUCAAACCCCAGCUGAGCGCAAAGGCCCUGGACAUCCUCACGUCCCCUGAUGUGGGGCUGCUGAAGCUGGCCUCCCCGGAGCUGGAGAGACUCAUCAUCCAGUCCUGCAACGGGCUCACGACCCCCACCCCGACCCAGUUCAUCUGUCCCAAGAACAUCACGGACGAGCAGGAGGGGUUUGCUGAGGGUUUUGCGAGGGCUCUAGCUGAACUGCACUACCACCAGCAGACGCCUGCCGUGCACCCUGACGCACAGACCGGCGCGAGCAGCAGCAUGGCAUCCGGCGCUGCUGCGCCCGAGAGCGGGGGGAUUCCCUACAGCUGCACGGUGCGCACUGACCCGCCCGAGUACACAAACUUAGGCACUUUCCCCCGAGCUGUAAGCUCCGCGUCUGCACCUGCCAACGAGAGACUCCCACCUAUGAGCUACCCAUCCGCCCCACAGCCGUCCCAUAGCCACAUGGACCACCAGCUCGCAGCUGCGCAGCACUCGCGACUCCAUGCGCUCAAAGAGGAGCCGCAGACUGUCCCCGAGAUGUCCGGAGACACCCCGCCGCUGUCCCCCAUCGACAUGGAGGAUCAGGAGCGCAUCAAAGCAGAGAGGAAACGCAUGAGGAAUAGGGUGGCUGCGUCUAAAUGCCGGAAAAGGAAGCUGGAGAGGAUCUCCAGGCUGGAGGACAGGGUCAAAAACCUGAAGAGCCAAAACACGGAACUGGUUUCCUCCGCCAACGUGCUCCGAGACGAGCUGGCUCUGCUCAAGCAAAAGGUCAUGGACCACGUUAACAGCGGCUGCCAGCUCAUUUUGACGCAGCAGCUCCAGGCUUUCUAGACUGAAAGGGAGGGGGGAACAACCAAGGGACGUUUCUUGGGGACCAAAUGCAGCUUCAAGUGGGUCUGUUAAGCCAUAUCAUUUCACUAUCCGCACAGACUGUGUCCACUAAGUUUCUGCAGGUGAAAUGCAACGAUGGACAGUGACUGAGACGUAUAAUUGUUCCGUAUGAUGGACUAUUAACCUCAAACUUAGUGCAGGGACGCACACAGCUCAAAGGGAACACAUGCUCCCUCUGGUGUUACAAUUCGGAUAUUUCUGGCAUUUUUGUUACGUUUAUUUAAAGUUGAAAGAUCAAACUUGUUUCAAGAGGCAGUAUGUCAAUCUCCCAAAAUGUAAACUCGUUUUAGACUGAUGGAGCCUCAUGCAGUUCUGUCUCAGAGCCAUUUUAUGGGAUAAAAUUACAUCAGGCAGAAUCAGGGAGUGAACUCGGCCCUCUGUUUCAAGCUGCAGUCAGACUUGAGUCAUGCACUGAGUCCUACCAGCGACUUUACCGUCUGUACAGAGAAACACUAACAUUCAAACACGUUUCACACCUUUACAAAGACUCUUUCAGGGGUGUGUGUGUGUAGCGUUUACUGACAAAACCCUGCCUUACUUUCUUAACCCUUUUGUUCAUACGAGUUUGUGAUAAAGGUGUAACUAAUGUUAGACCCGAAAUAACACUUUGUAAUAAUAUUUGUACGCUGUAUUUUGAGCACUUCAGAACUGUAAAUAUGACGAAAUAAAAUGUUGGACACCGA